CUACACAUGGAAUAACUAAAGAGCCCUCUGAGUCGUGCAGUAAAUCUGCCUGUUCCCAAAGGAAGCUCUUUUAAUUAGAGAAGACUUCUGUUCCACAGCUGCUGUGCAGGACAGUGCUGGACCACGGCUGUGUAUGAGAUAAGGUCUUAUAAGUGAAAGAAGAUGGGGUCUGGCUGCCUGAAAGUCACCAAGUACUUCCUCUUCCUCUUCAAUCUUCUCUUCCUUAUCCUGGGUGCUGUGAUCCUGGGUUUUGGGAUAUGGAUUCUGGCCGACAAAACCAGUUUCAUUGCAGUUCUACAGAUGUCAUCUCCCUCCCUGAAGAUUGGUGCGUACGUCCUCAUCGGUGUUGGGGCUCUCACCAUGCUGAUGGGCUUCCUGGGCUGUCUUGGAGCAGUCAAUGAAAUCCGAUGUCUCUUGGGUCUGUACUUCACCUGCCUGAUGAUAAUCCUCAUAACUCAGGUUGCUGCUGGACUGGUCAUCUACUUCCAGAAGGAAACUCUGAAAGAAGAGUUGUCUCGCAUAGUUCGAAGUCUGAUUGAAAAAUACGACCCUUUGAAUGAUGAUGAGAGGAACCUACAAGAUGCAUGGGACUAUGUACAAACCCAGAUUGCCUGCUGUGGCUGGACUGGAGCAAAGGACUGGGAAAACAAUGAGAUUCUUAUCAACCAAAGCAUGACUGCAUAUCCCUGCUCCUGCUCCAAUAGCUCCAAGGACUUUCAGGUAGAUACUGGCUUCUGUAAUCUGGAUGUCCCCAUCAAUGGCACUGCAACGUAUGCUGACUGGCCUGUUCAUCAGCAGGGAUGUAUGGAUGGUGUAGAGCAGUGGUUGAAGGACAACCUUGGUGUCAUUCUUGGGGUCUGCACGGGUGUUGCUGUUAUAGAGCUGCUGGGGAUGAUCCUGUCCAUCUCGCUUUGCAAGAACAUACACAGUGAAGACUACACCAAAGUGCCCAAGUCUUGAGAUGGCUGAAACCAGAGCUACAGCCCCACAGAGAAAGGAGCAAACAGAACAUUCCUGCCUCAUACCCAGACUGUCCAACCGUUGACCAUUACUCCUGUGACAUCCCAUUUCUCAUACCACUCUGCUAAGAACUGUUAGAGCUGCAAUACAGCCUGAUCUUCUGGCAAUAGGGCCCUUGGGCCACCUGCAUCCUGCCUCUGGAUUAUUUUUACUUCAAGAAGCAGAACUUAACUGUCUCAUAUCACAUGAGACACGGAUUAACCUGAGGGGACAAUGCUUUUUCUGCCUGCUCCGUGUUAAACGAUACUACUCAUAUCCCCAUUCUACAACCCACUGGGCCUAAUACACAACAACUCCUCUCCAACCUUGUUCUCCUCCACACAUGUUCCCCACUACCCUCAGAAGUCCCAUCUCCUUGUCUCUUGAACCAGGAUUGCUGUUGAGAUUCCAGUGCUUUGAUAGCUUCACGUACUUCACUGACGUGUGGUGGUAACUACUUGUGCUUUAUAGGCCCUCUCCUCCCUUGCAGUUAACCUGAUUCAGCUCUUCCUAUGCAUUUUCCAGCCUAGGCUCUCAUCUGAACUAUUGAGUGCUAUCCUCAUCCUCGCUUCUCUUGCUUCUGGAGUCAGCUAUGCCUUGCCUUCAGUGGAGUUCUUCCCUUUGACUGUGAUGAGGAGCCAACAGGAGGGCUCCAAGCCUACCUAUUCCUAGUGUGUCCUGGCAGAUUGUGGCGGUGGUGCUCAGCUGCUUCUGGAAUGGGUUCCUUGGGUUCUGGAUUUGGCACUUCCACGUUUCUCCCACUUGCCUCUUUUCCUUUCCCCCAGCACUGCUUUGCUGGCUCUUGUCAGCUUGGAGGCACUUCAGAGACUGCUGCAGAGCAUGGGUUCAGCCCCAGGCUGGCUCUGCUGGUUGCAUUCUUGGGUUGCCAACUUUUAUAGAGGUUAUGAUUAACUUGAUUCUUCCCCUGCCCCCUUUAUGAACAUAAAGUUCGUUAGCUGUGGUUUUGAAUAUGGAGAGAUCUGACUGCCAUUGCUAAUGCUGUGUAUUAGAGAGAACACCACUGCCAGUGCCCAGUUUAGGUUCUGGAAUGCAAGGUGUCCUGGGUCACUCUUAUUCAGUUGUUCAGUCUUCUGACUGUGCUUUGGAGCCGUGGCUGCGUCCUGAGCUCCAUCUCGAGUCUAAGCACUGCAGCAGUUACAGGUAGUUCUGUGAUUGUGCAGGCUGGGUGGUUUCUGUACUUAAUGCCUGGGCUGUUGGCUCUGUUCAGCCGGUGGCCAGCAGCAAAGAGUGUUGUAGAGCAGCAGAAAGUAUAAAAGGUAUGUGAAAACCAGCCCCAGCUUCUUAGAUAAGGGAGCUGGAUGCUCAUCCUCAGUCUUAGGGGUGGCUUGGGCACAAACCAUUUUCCACAGUUGCACGUCUGUGCAAUGACAGGCAGCAGGAGGGAGAAGUGGAUGGUCCAUGCCUGAGAGUUGAUAUGAGGUACUUGGUGAGGGAACCUUUGCCUUACAGAGGUGGUCCUAGGUCUGUCUCUUGUCAGGGUUGGGUUGUAGACAUAACCCUAAUUGUGGUUCCAAGGGAUGGCUUCACUACCUGCUCAGUGUUCCUUCUCAGAGGAAGGGCUCAUCCUGCAAGGGAUCAAGGCCCUGCAGUGGGUCCCUGCUUUGUCCUUGCCUCUGGACACAGCAGUGAGUGGGGAGAGGAGGUGUGACUGGGCAACUGUGUUUUAUGGAGGUCUGAUAAGGCUUUGCUAUUUUGAGACAGCUGCCCCGUCCUGCACAGAUCCUUCAAGCUGACCUUUGCUACAGCAGAAGGCACCCUUCUCGGCAGUAAAGCUUGCUAGCUUUUGUAGCACAAAGUCUGUUCUCUACUGUGUUCUCAUUUGUAAGAUUCUUGUUCAGUUACAGAUGCCAAUGUCAAGCUGCAAGUAAAAAGGAGCCCAUGCUGGGUUUC
Messenger RNA from Pezoporus flaviventris, 2910 nucleotides. RefSeq names its product CD82 molecule (gene CD82). Gene Ontology annotation, cellular component: membrane. NCBI's taxonomy places the organism in Eukaryota, Metazoa, Chordata, Aves, Psittaciformes, Psittacidae. The transcript has 9 exons. The record is from RefSeq and is a predicted model, not a curated record. Bases 163 to 960 code for a protein of 265 amino acids.